Molecule: messenger RNA, 4845 nt
Organism: Thelazia callipaeda (thelaziosis nematode)
Lineage: Eukaryota; Metazoa; Nematoda; Chromadorea; Rhabditida; Thelaziidae
Source: the annotation of a GenBank genome assembly
AUGGCAACUUUUGAUGCUGUGACGCAUAAUGAAUUACUUGUAGCUAUUCAGUGCUAUCUCUCUCAAGGUCCUUGUAAAGAAGCAGCUAAGAAGUUAAAAGAAGAAAUAGAAAAGAAUCAGCUACUACCAGUACGAUAUGACUAUAUGGGUCAUACCCAUCAACGUACUUUCGAAGAUUUUGAGAAUAUGGUGGGACCAUUAAAUGUUUCAUUGGUUUCCAUGAUUGAGCGUCUUAGUUCACUGAUCUCGACUGCAGUCCCAAUUACAUUCCGAAAUCUACCUCUAAGAAUAUUUAUCAAUAAGUCACAAGCUUUAGAUCGCAAACCAGGAGAUUUGAUUACAAAGCCAACGUUAAGAGGUGCGCUAGGACGUUCCAAUAUUAGCAUGCUGAAAAAACUGAAUCCUAUAAGAUCGCGCAUGGCACGUGAGCUGGGUAUGUCCGUGUCUCCACAAUACCUCUUGCACAAGAGUUCGAUGAAUAAUUUUGAACUUCAUUAUCGCAUUCUUGGCCAUUUGUCAUCAGUUUUUUGCAUUGCAUUUGAUAAAACUGGAUCGUAUGUCAUAACGGGUGCGGACGACAAUCUCGUCAAGAUUUGGAAUGUACGAACGGGCUUGUUGCGUUUCACUUUGCGAGGGCAUUCAGCAGAAAUUUCUGAUAUGUCCGUUUCCGAAGAUAACGCGUUGUUAGGUACUGGCUCUGUAGAUAAGACAAUAAGGGUAUGGUGUUUGCAAACAGCUGCACCAUUAGCAUUUUAUCGCAGUCAUUCGGCUAUGGUUACAUUAAUAACCUUUCUCCCUUUUAUUGAUAGUUCGAUCCGGUAUUUGGUAUCAGCUGGCGGUGAUUGCCUCAUAAAUUUUUAUCGCUACAGUGUUUCAGACUUUAGCUUUGAAACAACACCGAUUCGCUUCUGUGAACGUACUUCAUCAGGUGCUCGUAUAGUAAGUUCAUGUCAUAGUCCUGGUGGAAGCUUAAUAGUUUUUGGAGACACCCAUCACAGUCUUAGAAUUUAUAAAGUUGCUGGUGACAGUAUCGUCAAAAUCAAGGACAUUGAAGCGCAUGUGGAUCGUGUCGAUAGUUUAGCAUGGGCACAUGAAGGAUUACGAUUUGCAAGUGGUAGCCGAGAUGGCUAUGCAAAAAUUUGGAAACCUGAUUAUAAUACUUGGACUCCCUUAGUUUUGUAUCCAAAAGUGAGAGAUGAAAAAGUAUCGAAUUCCCGAAAUACAUAUAAAGUAACAAUGUUGUGUUGGUCAUUAAGGGAUGAUUUCGUCGUCACUGCUGGAUCUGACUUCGUAUUACGAGUUUGGUCUUCUGAGUCCGGGGAUGAGUUACGUCAUAUGUUAGGACAUAAAGAGGAUGCUUAUGUAUUGCUUUCGCAUCCUGUAUUCAAGGAAUAUAUUUUAAGUAGUGGUCAUGAUGGCUUUUUAAUGGUUUGGGAUGUGUAUACAGGCACUGUAGUAAAACGACAUCAAAAUCUCAUUGAGGGAUCUGGAUAUGGAGCGAUUUUUGAUUUUGCCAUUUCACCUGACGGUACUUUGGCUGCGGCUGUUGAUUCACAUGGACAUCUCUCUAUUCUUGGUGUCGGAACUAAUCAGAUGGCUAAAACAACACCGAAAGAGCAAUUUUUCCAUACUGAUUAUAUGCCCCUUAUUUUGGACGAAAAUAACUAUUUUGUUGACGAAGAAACGGAAAUCGCACCUCAUUUGAUGGGGCCACCGAGAUUAGUUGAUGCAGAUGGCAUUGAUUAUGAUGACGAUAUACAGACUAUGGUCCCUGGUCGAGAUCUAAUAAUACGUGAUGAUAGCAUAAUUCCUCAAAAUCCACCAUGGUUAUCACGAGAAAUGGUUUCUAAAUUGCCGAAGUCGACGGUUCAUAUUAGAAAUAUGUAUUUGAUUGCAUUAAGACAUGAAGAAGAGAAUGAGUUUCUACGGGAGAUGAAUCGAACUCCAUCACGUGUUAAUUCAAUUAUUGAAAGAGGGAAUAAUGUAAUAAAUACUGUUUCUCAAAAACGGGUUCGUUGGUCAGAAUGUUUUCCGCAGCGACGGCGUAGACUUCGUAAUCAGCAACUUUCAGUUGAUGAUGCCGAAAAUGAAGAUCCAACGGAUACGUCAAUAGCUGAUUCAUCUUUCAGUUCCGCUUGUACAACUGAUGAGAUGUCAAGCGAUGAAACGAGUACCGAUGAUUCAAGUGAUAGUGAUUAUGUCAUCAACACACGUCGAAGCUCUAAUCAACGCCGUAGACGGAAUGAAGUGGGACGUGACAAUCAUGCCAUUUCAAAUAGUGAAUUGCCGAGUAGGAUUUCAACUCGAAGAAGACAACGCCAAACUUUAUUUCGAGAUGAAUCACGAGAAGUGCAUUUCGUUGGCGAUAAUUCUAUGGACAAAUGUGAGCCAGGUCCAUCUUCGCAGGUGGAUUUCGCUGAUACUGAGCCAGGACCAUCAGUAAUCAGACCUGUCUCAUCUAGAAAAGAGGCUUUGCAUUCUUCAUUGGACACCUCGGGUAUAUCUACCCCACAUUCACCUUCAGAACAGAGUGCAUCACCUACUGUGUUGGAUAAUUACGAUGCUGAUACAGAUUUUCCGAAAUGGAUGCGCCUGACACAACCACUUCGUUUUCCAUACAUUGCUCAAAUCGGUGACGAAGUAGUUUAUUUUAGACAAGGACAUGAAUUUUAUUUGCAUGCAGUAGAAACACGAGGUCUUUAUCAUGUUACCCAUAGACUGAAGCCAUUGGCGCAUUUAAAUGCUGAAGAAUUUUGCAUUGUUGAUGAGAUAAGGUACAUAAGAAAGCCGUAUAGAUUAACUGUUGUAAAACUUGCUCAAACCAAUUCAUCGGGUGUUCGAACUGGACUUAUAUUUUCUGUCAAAUUUCAUGAUAUGGAAAGCGUUCCGGACUUCAUUAUUCUUAGACAUCUCUAUGAAGAAUCAGUAGCCCGUCGUUAUCAGCCGGGAACCCGAAUUGAAACUAUCUUGGACAAUCACUGGUGGACUGGUACUAUUGAUAAAAAAGAAGUACAUGAUGAAGAAAAUUAUCCUAGAUCGAAUUGGUACUGUCUUACUGUUAGAUGGGAUACUGGGGAAGAUGAAAAAAUGAGUCCAUGGGAUGUCCAACCCCAGCAACCAAAUCGUAGAUCAGGUAUUGCUACUGAAAUGGAUCAGGUAUUAUUUUCGCAGUACCCAGUUAAUGAAAGAGAUUGGAUUGGGGCAGUAGAAGGAAUCAAUGCUUGCUCUGAACGCCUUAUUUGCGCUGUUAGAAGCAUUGAAGAUGACCCACAUAUAAAACCUUUUUCAACACCAGUUAAUUUGACUGAUUAUCCGGAUUACUUGUGGGAUGUGGAUUAUCCGGUUGAUUUGAGCACUAUUGUUCAACGAGUCAAAAAUCGAUUUUACAGAAGAUUAGCAAGUUUGGAACAGGAUAUUCGAUAUAUUGCUAUUAAUGCACGUCUCUUCAAUCAACCUAAUAGUGAAAUUGUUCGAAAUUCAAGAGUUCUAGUAGAAACUCUUAUUCGUUAUUUACGUAAUAUUCAAUAUACGGAUGUGAUGCAGUUAUUCAUUACCUUGAAAAACGGGCAGGACAGUGAAUUGAAAGAAUGCAGUAAUUUAAAGCAGUCCAUCAAAACUACAGUGGAAAUAGGAAAGCUGUCUUCUGGUUCAGAAAAAGUUAAACAUCGUUCGGUUAAUAAUCUCCUAUCUCCUAAUUCUUCUGUAGAUCUUCCAUCCGACUGGUAUUCGGAAUGUGUUAGCGCUUUGCAAGAAGUAAUAUCUGAGCGUACUUCAACUCAUUUUGUGAACUCUGGAACAGAGUGGCUCACUGAUGUCUUUUUGGCCUAUGAUGACCUGUCAACCGUGAAGGAGAAAGUUAUCUUUCGAGUAUAUAGCAGUCCACUAGAAGUCGUAAAUGCAGUUAAAACUCUGAUGCAGGCGUGUCGUAAUGCUGUUUUUCGCGACAGUUUAGCAUGUGCUGCAUCUUUUGACAGUAAAAUGGCACCCGUUGUAGCAAAGUGGCAGCGUAUGAAGCAGUCAGAAAGUAUACCAACGUCUCUAACUGGUGAUGAAGGUCGUCAUUUGCGUGAUCGACCAAAAAAUGCACAUGUUUACAAUACAAGAAGUCGUCGAGAAAGAAAACAUAGUGAUCAAAAAAUAGAUGCAUCGACGAACUUGACGCCAACAGUGUCAGUUCGUUCAGGACGUUCUGGACGAAUGCCCAAUGGGUAUUAUCGAAAUUUGAAUAAUGGAAUAUAUAUGAGCGGAGGACGAAGUGCAUCGAGCUUCAGUUUUUUAAUGUCAACCGCAAGCAGUACGGAAGCACGAGAUCAACGGAAAUUGCAAUGCUCCCGACGAAGAUCAACCAGAAAAAAGGGAUUAAAAAAAAUUGAAACAUCCAAUGCUGAAGUAUCAAAAACUAAUGGCGAUCUGCAUGAAGAAAGAAGUGAUAUAGAAGAUGACCCACUCAGUGACUGCAGCUGGAAUACACCUGGUGCAAAGAAAUGCAAGAAUCAACAGAAGAGACUCCAUAGUGGUCUAGAAAGUGAAGGGAUGAAUAAUAAGCGCAGACGGCGGUCAUUACCAAAAAAGUAUGAAAACGACUCAACUUCUGUUUCAAAUGCGCCAACCAGACAGGAUUUGCGAGUUGAAAAAGCCUAUGAAACUAGAAGCCGGCAUGGACAUUUAGAUUCGAAUGCUCUUGCUUCUGUAGAAACUGCUAGAAACAAUCAGUUUCGAAUAAAGCUCAGGCGAUCAGUUCAGAGAAACGUCAAUUAUAGAGAAGGUGAGAUUAGUGAUGGUGAUGAAUCGUCAAAUAGUUCUGCAAGACGAACGAUGAAAAAAGCUCGUAAGCCUGAUAAGUAG